Triticum turgidum subsp. durum (durum wheat) is the source of this 1134-nucleotide messenger RNA. Lineage: Eukaryota; Viridiplantae; Streptophyta; Magnoliopsida; Poales; Poaceae. The record is from the annotation of a GenBank genome assembly.
AUGGCCAUGAAAAACGCGACGCAGCAGGUGGUCCGGGCCUUGGAGUCGUCCCUCACCAGGAGCCUUCAUGCGUCCCCGGGCAGCAAGAAGAUCGUGGGCGUGUUCUACAAGGGCGGCGAGUACGCGGGGCAGAACCCCAACUUCGUGGGGUGCGUGGAGAACGCGCUGGGCAUCCGCAGCUGGCUCGAGUCGCAGGGCCACCAGUACAUCGUCACCGACGACAAGGACGGCCCCAACUGCGAGCUGGAGAAGCACAUCGCGGACGCGCACGUGCUCAUCACCACGCCGUUCCACCCGGCGUACGUGAGCGCGGACCGGAUCAGGCGCGGCAAGAACCUGGAGCUGCUCCUCACGGCCGGGAUCGGCUCCGACCACAUCGAGCUGCCGGCGGCGGCGGCCGCGGGGCUCACCGUGGCCGAGGUCACGGGCAGCAACACGGUAUCGGUGGCGGAGGACCAGCUGAUGCGCAUCCUGGUCCUCAUGCGCAACUUCCUGCCGGGCCACCACCAGGCCAUCAGCGGGGAGUGGACCUCGCCGGCAUCGCGCACCGGGCCUACGACCUGGAGGGCAAGACGGUGGGCACCGUCGGCGCCGGCCGCAUCGGGAAGCUGCUGCUCCAGCGCCUCAAGCCCUUCGGCUGCAACCUGCUCUACCACGACAGGCUCCGCGUCGACGCCGCGCUCGAGGAGGAGCUCGGCGCCGCCUUCGAGGAGGACCUCGACGCCAUGCUGCCCAAGUGCGACGUCGUCGUGCUCAACAUGCCGCUCACCGAGAAGACAAAGGGGCAUGUUCAACAAGGAGAAGAUCGCCAAGAUGAAGAAAGGCGUCAUCAUCGUGAACAAUGCUCGUGGAGCGAUCAUGGAUACUCAGGCAGUGGCAGACGCUUGCAAGAGUGGGCACAUCGCUGGAUACGGCGGCGACGUGUGGUACCCGCAGCCGGCGCCCAAGGAGCACCCGUGGAGGUACAUGCCCAACAACGCCAUGACCCCGCACAUCUCCGGCACCACCAUCGACGGCCAGCUGAGGUACGCGGCCGGUUUGAAGGACAUGCUGGAGAGGUACUUCAAGGGGCAGGACUUCCCGGAGCCCAACUACAUUGUCAAGGAAGGCAAGCUCGCCAGCCAGUACCAGUGA